Messenger RNA from Paecilomyces variotii, 1572 nucleotides. Its product is annotated as extracelular serine carboxypeptidase-like protein. The record is from RefSeq and is a predicted model, not a curated record. Gene Ontology annotation, molecular function: dipeptidyl-peptidase activity; serine-type exopeptidase activity. The transcript has 4 exons. The coding region runs from base 1 to 1572 and encodes 523 amino acids. Gene Ontology annotation, biological process: proteolysis. Lineage: Eukaryota; Fungi; Ascomycota; Eurotiomycetes; Eurotiales; Thermoascaceae.
AUGCAUCUGCUCGUGCUCCUUGCGACAACCCUGCUGGGUCUGACCGCUGCGACGACGACGACGACGACUCAGUCUACCAGUGUCCCCAGGCCGACUUCCUACACGCCGUACACCUUCGACCAGCCGAUCGAUCAUUUCCCCAACAGCACGCGCUAUGCACCACAUACCAACGGCACUUUUAAGCAGCGGUAUGUGUUCGACGACACUUAUUACAAGCCUGGCGGGCCUGUCUUCCUGUACAUCGGCGGGGAGACAUCGGCCGAGAGUCGCUACUCCAAUCUCCAGACGGGCAUCAUCCAGAUAUUGAUGCAAGCGACCAAUGGCCUCGGUGUGAUCUUGGAGAACCGCUACUAUGGGGAAAGCUAUCCGUUCAACACCAGCACGAUCGACGAGCUUGCGUAUUUAACUCAAGAGCAGACCAUCGCUGAUAACCAGUAUUUUGCACAACAUGUCCAAUUCCCAGGCAUUGACGCGGACCUGACUGCGCCCCAAACGCCCUGGAUUCUCUACGGGGGCAGUUUGGCUGGAGCCCAGACGGCGUUCUCGCUCGUCACAUAUGGCAAUACGCUCUAUGGCGGCAUCGCAAGCAGCGCUCCCAUCAUAGGCAAACUAGCAUACCCCGAGUGGUACUAUCCGAUCCAGCUCUAUGCUCCCCAGGACUGUGUCGCCAGCAUCAACGCCAUUAUCGACAAGAUCGACCAUCUGGUCGCGAACAACGCGCACUCCGCCAUCAAUCAUCUCAAGCGGAUCUUCGGCCUCGAAGCGCUCAAAGACAUCCGCGACUUCGCGCAAACCAUCGCCUUCCCCAUCGGUGGUCCAUUCAUUUACCCAACCAACACCUGGCAAGAGCUCAACUGGAACUCGACCUAUGGGUCGGAGGAUUUCUUCAAUUUCUGCCGAAACGUAACCGACAUCAACGCGCCGGACAAUAUCACAGCCAUCGACUACGAGCUAGCUAAUUACACGAACGGGGAGCCAUGGACGAAUCUAGGAAACUACGCCAACUACGUCAAGAACGUCGUUUUACCCCUCUGCCCGAGCGGCGAGUACGAUAGCAGCGCAUGCUUUGGUACCCAGAACCGCAGUUUCUGGGCAGACACGAGUAAUUCCGCAACGAGGAGUUAUCUAUAUACGACGUGCGUCGAGCAGGGUGCUUAUCAAGUCGCGCCGGCUUCGGGACCGAGCUUGAUCUCAAGAGUCCUUCAGGUUAAUUAUACGCAGGAGUGGUGCGAAUGGGCUUUUCCCAAGGGCAAGUAUAAUAGUAUUCCGUCUACGCCUGAUUUGAAUUAUUGGAAUAGAUACGGCGGGUUCAAUAUCAGUGCGGAUAGAUUGGCUUUUAUUGAUGGUAGCUCCGACGUCUGGAACCAACUAUGUUAUCAUAGCAAAGAUGCCCCGCAACGAUACUCUACCAACAAACACCCAGAAUUGCUAAUCAAUGGCGCUGGCCAUCAUUGGGAUAGCUACGGCAUUCUCGAUGUUGAUGCAGAACCUCAGUUCAUCCGCGAGGCUCAUUACUGGGAGAUUCGCACGGUUCAGAAAUGGCUUCGUGACUUCAAGAACUGGAAGGCGUAG